This is a messenger RNA of Bombyx mandarina (wild silkworm), 1480 nucleotides long. Its product is annotated as lachesin. Gene Ontology annotation, cellular component: neuron projection. Lineage: Eukaryota; Metazoa; Arthropoda; Insecta; Lepidoptera; Bombycidae. The record is from RefSeq and is a predicted model, not a curated record.
GACAAGUCGCCCGCGAAAAGUUUUUCCACGAGUUUUUUCAACCGUGUCGAAUUUGUUUUGGAUGUGAAGUACUGAAAGGAUUUUUUUAGUGACACACCAAUAUCGGAUAGUGUUUUAAGAAACUAAGUGAGCGACAUGAGAAGACUGAAGCGACCGAUGGUGUCGGCGUUUGAUCGGUGUUGAUGGUCGAGCCUGAUGCGAGCAUGGCGUGGAGACGGGGGCCCUGCAAAAGCUUCGCCAUCAGCGUCAUACAGAUCAUCACUAUUAUAUGUCAAGUGCUAACAGAGGAGCCUCGGUUUGCCGAGCCCAUCCCUAACGUGACCGUGGCUCUGGGCCGAGAUGCCAGCCUCCCGUGUGUCGUGGAACAUCUCGGGACCUAUAAGGUCGCCUGGAUCCACAUCGACCGCCAGAUGAUCCUGACCAUCCAUCGUCAUGUCAUCACUCGCCUGGCCCGGUUCAGCGUGUCGCAUGACAACGCCAUGACCUGGCUGCUCCACGUCAGCCAGGUCCAGCAAGAAGACAGAGGAUAUUACAUGUGCCAAGUGAACACCAACCCUAUGAUCAGCCAAGUCGGAUACCUUCAGGUUGUAGUUCCUCCAAAUAUCCUGGAUGAAAAAAGUACGCAGUCAGCUGUUGCGGUGAGAGAAAACCAGAACAUCAGCUUAGUCUGCAAGGCUGAUGGAUUUCCUACGCCCAAGAUCAUGUGGCGACGGGAAGACGGACAACCGAUAUCUGUGGACAGAAGGAAGAAAGUGACAGUGUACGAAGGUGAAAUGCUGAAUCUUCAACGCAUAAGUCGCACGGAGAUGGGCGCGUACCUCUGCAUUGCUACCAACGCUGUGCCUCCGUCUGUCUCCAAAAGGAUUAUUGUGGUCGUUGAGUUCUCACCCAUGAUCUGGGUACCGAAUCAACUAGUGGGUGCUCCGGCUGGCACCGACGUCACGGUUGACUGCCAUACGGAGGCCCACCCCCGCGCCAUCUCCUACUGGGUCUAUGAUAACGUAAUGGUGCUGCCGACCAAGAAAUACGCGAUCAAUACUGAAGAAAAUUCGUACAGGGCCCACAUGAAGCUAACAGUGCGGAGUCUGCAGCUCGGCGAUUUUGGCAACUACAGGUGUAUAUCGAAGAACUCAUUAGGAGAGACUGAAGGUUCUAUAAGGCUCUACGAAAUUCCUAUGCCAUCCUCUUCACCAAAAGCCACAGAAAUGAAGAGCAAUGCCAACAAAGAAAGUCCGCGGCGUGUAAACGCGAGCCGGUCGGUCCCCCGCGCGGACUCGAACACGGAGCGGCCGAGCGUGGUCCGCGCGCAGCUCGACCGCUCGCCGGAGCGCGACGCCGCCCAGCACGUGUACCGCCCGCCGCACACGCACCACGUCUCAGGAACGAAAGCAGUCCAUUGUUGGAGACCUUCAGUAUUAGCUUUUUUUGUCUUAUUUCAAAUGGAUUUUGUAGCCGAUUUUUUUUGAAAAAGUGUUUUUCA